Molecule: messenger RNA, 3126 nt
Organism: Zygosaccharomyces rouxii
Lineage: Eukaryota; Fungi; Ascomycota; Saccharomycetes; Saccharomycetales; Saccharomycetaceae
Gene: CHS1
Product: chitin synthase I
Exons: 1
Coding region: 1-3126 (1041 amino acids)
Cellular component (GO): cell septum; cell periphery
Molecular function (GO): chitin synthase activity
Source: RefSeq, a predicted model, not a curated record
AUGAGUUAUCGGAAGUAUGGACCCAACGGUGAGCAACUGAGGUACCGUGAUCCGCUGGUUACGAACCCACCCUCUAUAAGAGAUCAGGAUGUUGAAGAUGAGGGUGAAUAUAUUCCUAUGGAUACAUACAGCGGAUUUGUCAAUGCGUUUCCGGCAGAUCCAAAUUUGCAUGUGAACACUUCUUAUUCAGAUGCAUUUAUCAGUAAUACUCCGGCUACACCAUCUGACCAGCAAAAUGUACCGUCAAUUAACGUUAUUCAACAUACACCUGAUAUAAUCGGUAGUUCUCAGUUACACCCAGGCCAAGCUGAUAUUAAUCCUGGAAGUGAAUAUUUUGAUGAUGAAGAAUACUACUAUGGGAAUCUACACGGUAAUCCCGGUGGUUCUAGUAGGGGAUCAAAUAGCAGCGUUGAUGAUGUUGGUGAUCAAUCCGAAAGACCAAUCUUGCAGCAAACAGCCAAGGACAAUAUGAGUUUUGUGUUUAAUGAUGAUCCAAUGACUAUGAAUGUUCGUAAGAGAGAUAGUGAAGAUGGAACAGAUUUGGAGGAUGGGUACAUCGAUCAACGUGGUGAUGAUUAUCAGAUUAAUACUUUUCUAGGUAGGAAUGGUGAGAUGGUUGAUCCAUAUACACAGCGUUUUUCUCCUCUGCAAUCAAAUUAUAGUUCUCCCGGUGAAGAGUUGUUAGAUGUUGAGGAGGAUUUGAGUGGUAGUGGUGAACAUAAGGAUUUGGGUGAUUACGAUGAAACGAAGACGUUGGAUAAAAGUACGAAUUUCCAAACGUUGUCUACAGCAUCCUCAAAUAAUGCAUCGGGAGAUGGUGAAGAACCAGAGAGGGCACUGCCAAAGAGAUCUGCCACUAUGAUGAGAAAAUUUAAACUGUGGAAGGGUAAUUUUGUCUUUGAUUCCCCCAUUAGUGCUUCUCUGUUAAGACAGUACACUUCAGUUAGCAGUGAAAAGGUCUCUAAUGAGUUUAAGUUUAUGAGGUACCAAGCGGUUACUUGCGAACCAGACCAGAUUGAAGAAAAUAAUUUCACAGUUAGGCAGUUGAACUACAUUGUUCCAAGAGAAACUGAAUUAAUGAUUGUGAUUACCAUGUACAAUGAAGAUCAUUUCCUUUUGGGAAAUACCUUGAAAGGUGUAAUGGACAAUAUCAGACACAUGGUUCGUGAGAAGAAAUCAUCUACCUGGGGGGCUGAUGCUUGGAAAAAAAUCGUUGUAUGUGUCAUAUCAGAUGGUCGUGCAAAAGUAAAUGAAAAGGCAUUAGCAUUAAUGAGUGCUCUAGGAUGUUUCCAAGAUGGUUUCGCCAAGGAUGAAAUUAAUGAUAAAAAGGUAAAGAUGCAUGUGUAUGAACAUACGACGAUGAUGAAUAUCACACAAGUAUCAGACAAAGGUGUACAAUUGGAAAGUAAUGCUAAUACUGUCCCAGUGCAACUGAUGUUUGGUCUUAAGGAGAUGAACCAACAAAAGAUUAAUUCUCACAGAUGGGCAUUUGAAGGAUUUGCUGAACUUCUGCAACCGAAUGUCGUUACACUGUUAGAUGCAGGUACUAUGCCCAGCAAAAAAGCUAUCUAUCAUCUGUGGAGAGAAUUCCGUAAUCCACAAGUUGGUGGUGCAUGUGGUGAGAUUAAGGCAGAUUUGGGUAAAAAUUAUAGAAAACUUCUUAAUCCGUUAGUUGCAUCACAAAAUUUUGAAUAUAAGAUGUCUAACAUUUUGGAUAAGACUACAGAAUCAGAUUUUGGUUUCAUUACAGUUUUACCGGGUGCUUUCUCAGCAUACAGAUAUGAAGCGGUGAAAGGUGUUCCAUUACAAAAAUAUUUCUAUGGUGAAAAAGUGGAUGAGAAAAAAUUUAAUUUCUUCUCUUCUAACAUGUACCUUGCUGAAGAUCGUAUCUUAUGUUUUGAAGUCGUCACUAAGAAAGGCGCUAAUUGGAUUCUCAAAUAUUGUAGAAGUUCAUCAGCAUCCACAGAUGUUCCCGAGCGUAUUCCAGAAUUUAUCCUGCAGAGAAGACGUUGGUUAAAUGGAUCCUUCUUUGCAAGUGUCUAUUCGUUUGUCCAUUUCUACAGGAUUUGGACUAGUGGUCAUAACAUUGUGAGAAAACUUAUGUUGAGCAUUGAAUUCGUUUAUUUGUUUCUCAAUACGAUUCUAUCAUGGUUUUCACUAAGUUCUUUUUUCUUAGUGUUCCGUAUUUUGACCAUGUCGAUUGCAUUAACCUACCAUUCUGUUUUCAACAUUUUAUGUGUCGUUUUCUACUGGCUUUACGGUGUUUGUAUCGUUUCCACUUUCAUCCUUUCGUUAGGUAACAAGCCGAAGACAACAGAAUGGUUUUAUCUGGCCACUUGCAUUUUCUUUGCCGUCCUUAUGGCUUAUAUGAUUUUUUGCAGUAUUUGGAUGAGUGUUAAAUCAUUUGAAAACAUCCUUGGUCAAAAAGUAUCAUUUGUUGGUCUACUUACAGAGGAAGCCUUUAGAGAUUUAGUCAUUUCCCUGGGAUCUACUGUGUGUCUUUAUGCGACAAGCUCCAUCAUUUACUUACAACCAUGGCAUAUGUUAACGAGUUUUUUCCAAUACAUUCUGUUGACACCAUCUUACGUGAAUGUUCUGAACAUUUACGCCUUCUGUAAUGUGCACGAUUUGUCCUGGGGUACUAAGGGUUUUGCCGCUAAACCUCUAGGUAAGAUUCAAGCUAAGGAAGAUGGUACUUUCAAAAUGGAGAUCCCCAUUUCUAGUCAAGAGAUUCAAUCGAAUUAUGACAAAUACAUUAAUAUUUUGGCAAGAGGUAGUGACGAAGAUGAGGACGGUGGUAGAGAAAUUGCUGAUGAAGAACGUAAGGCUAGUUAUUACGCCAAAGUUCGUUCUUUGGUCAUUAUCAUAUGGCUACUGACGAAUUUCGGUGUGUGUGCCGCUGUAAUGGAAUAUGGUGGUAUUUCUGAUUACUUAGCCAUGAGGAAUCAACCAGUUACUGAUACUGAUAAUACAGCAAAAGGACAUGAAAGACCUGUUAUUACUGAAAAGGCUACAAUAUAUUUCACAAUCAUUCUUUGGAUCGUUGCCCUUUCAGCAGCCAUAAGGUUUAUCGGUUGUUCACUCUACAUGUUGACAAGGUUUUUCAGAAAAUUAAGGUUCCGUUAA